This is a messenger RNA of Ramularia collo-cygni, 1275 nucleotides long. RefSeq names its product related to ethanolamine kinase 1. Gene Ontology annotation, cellular component: cytoplasm. The record is from RefSeq and is a predicted model, not a curated record. The transcript has a single exon. Gene Ontology annotation, biological process: phosphatidylcholine biosynthetic process; phosphatidylethanolamine biosynthetic process. Gene Ontology annotation, molecular function: ethanolamine kinase activity; choline kinase activity. Bases 1 to 1275 code for a protein of 424 amino acids. Lineage: Eukaryota; Fungi; Ascomycota; Dothideomycetes; Mycosphaerellales; Mycosphaerellaceae.
AUGUCCACAACUCCUCAGGGCGCGUCCACCGCCCGCCGGCCAGAUCAGGUCGACUCACCUCUGGCUUUACRACACAUACCGAUUACCUUCGAUACCACUGAGCCUGACAAGAGUGCCUUGCUGCUAGUUGAGCAGUACUCGCCGGAGUGGAAGAAUGAGGAAGGCGCGAUCGAGUUGGUGCGCUUCACGGAAGGCAUUACCAACACCCUGAUGAAGGCAAUUAAACGGCGUCCGGGCAAAACAGACUUGGAAGUGGAUCAAGACGCCAUACUCAUCAGAGCGUACGGGAAAGAUACCGAGGUCCUUAUUGACCGCGAGAGGGAGCUUCGCGCUCACAAUUUGUUGGCAAAUCUCGGAUUGGCACCACCCCUACUUGCUAGAUUUGACAAUGGGCUCAUGUACUCCUACAUUGCUGGCGAUGUAUGCACGCCUGAAGAUCUUCGGAAGCCUGAGGUCUAUCGUCAGGUAGCAAAGAGACUUGGGCAAUGGCAUGGUUGUCUACCCAUCUCUACUAUUACCUCCACGCCGAUAAUCGAGGCCACCAAAACAGAGGACUCAAAACACCUGGCGGCCACGAAUGGUAACAACACUCGACCCGAGCCAAAUACGUGGACCGUUAUGCAACAGUGGGUCGAUGUGCUUCCUGUAAAAACCGAAAAGGAGAAGGAGCAGAAGCAAGUGCUGCAGGCAGAGCUUGAUCUUGUUUCUGCUAAACUUGGCGACACACCCGGUCUUGACGGCAAAGACUACGUCUUCACCCACUGCGACCUCCUUUCCGGCAAUGUGAUUAUACCUGCCGUCGAUCCGAGCAGCGAGUCCACAGAAAGGCCAGUCAAUUUCAUUGAUUAUGAAUAUGCCACUCCCGGCCACGCAGCAUUUGACAUUGCAAACCACUUCGCCGAAUGGUGCGGCUUUGAGUGCGACCACAGCCAGGUUCCCACAAAGUCUCAAAGGCGAGAGUUCCUGCAACAUUAUGUGGCUUCUUACCGCUACCAUUCCAUUUCCGACAAUGACACCAUCGCUGUUGAGAUUGACUUCAAGAAAGACAUCGAUCAGCUCUUCGAUCAGGUGGAAUCCUUCAGAGGUCUUCCUGGACUAUAUUGGGGAAUAUGGGCAUUGAUUCAGAAUGAGAUUAGUCAAAUAGACUUUGACUACGCCAGCUAUGCUCAGCACCGACUUCGCGAAUACUGGGCAUUCAAAGAGGAGACCGACGGGUCUCGGGAGAAGGAAGGCCGAGAAAUGUACGUGCGAGAAAAGAAGUGGCAUUCAGAAUAG